Messenger RNA from Pundamilia nyererei, 4796 nucleotides. It is a transcript of the gene cntnap2a, whose product is annotated as contactin associated protein 2a. The record is from RefSeq and is a predicted model, not a curated record. The coding region runs from base 475 to 4341 and encodes 1288 amino acids. The transcript has 25 exons. Lineage: Eukaryota; Metazoa; Chordata; Actinopteri; Cichliformes; Cichlidae.
GGGCAGAGAAAGGCUGAGAUAAGUUCAGCACCACGGACAGAGCAUUAGAGCGCUGGGCAGGAGAAACCAGUUCAGGGAUUUGAGAUGUGCACUGUCAUGCCUUCUUGAACUCCUGAAGGAUUUGCUGUCCGCUACAUCCGCACCCAUUCGUGUCGUCCUUUGGACGGUGGAAACUCGGCUGCUGUUUUGUUGUAGUCGCUAAACAAGGGAGGUGAGAGAGCUGCAGAGAUAAGUGCGCUCUCUUUGCUAGCACAGACCAGUCUGUGUUUUGGCGCCAUCCUUACAUCAUCUCUUUAUUGGGGAGAGAGAGAGGGAGAGAGAGAGCGCGCGCGCGAGAGAGAGAAACUCCGUGCAGCCGGGCUCCUAUCCGCCAGUCCUCAACUGAGAAGCGAGACUGACGGACCGACUGGCGUUACAGCCACUCAGCUGUGUGUUCCCCUCUCCCGCUCUCCUGCGCCCACAGCAGCCGUGAAGAUGCGCCGGCACCGUCCUGCCCAGGGACUGACGUUGUUAUUGCCGGUGGUUUUAUGGAUUUUCUGUCAUGUCAGCGGUGUGCACGGAGCUCUACCAACAACCCAAAAGUGUGAUGAGGCUCUUGCCUCUCCUCUGCCUCACACAGCCUUCACCAGCUCGUCUGUCUUCUCCAGUGGAUAUGCACCUGGAUAUGCCAAGCUCAACAGGAGAGGAGGAGCCGGUGGAUGGUCACCUCUAGACAGUGACCAUUACCAGUGGCUACAGGUGGACCUCGGUUCAAGAAAGCAGGUGAGCGCCAUAGCAACACAGGGUCGCUACAGCAGCUCUGAUUGGACGACGCAGUAUCGCCUUCUCUACAGUGACACAGGAAGGAACUGGAAACCUUAUCAUCAAGAUGGCAACAUUUGGGCUUUCUCUGGGAACUCCAACUCAGAGAGUGCAGUUCGCCAUGAGCUCCAGCAGGGAAUCGUGGCUCGCUUCCUUAGGCUCAUCCCGUUAGAAUGGAGCGAGGAGGGACGGAUUGGUCUGCGAAUAGAAGUUUACGGAUGCUCCUACUGGGCAGACAUCAUCAAUUUUGAUGGGCAGGGUGUGAUCUCAUAUCGUUUUAAGGUGAAGAAGAUGAAGAUCAUUAAGGACGUGAUCGCACUGAGGUUUAAGACGUCAGAAAGUGAGGGUGUGAUUCUCCAUGGGGAAGGCCAGCAGGGAGACUAUAUCACACUGGAACUCCGUAAAGCCAAGCUGCUGCUGCAGAUAAACCUGGGCAGUAAUCAGUAUGGCUCGAUCCUGGGUCAUACCUCUGUGACCACAGGGAGCCUCUUGGAUGACAAUCACUGGCACUCAGUAGUGAUUGAACGCUACCGUCGCAAUGUGAACUUCACCUUGGACAGACACACUCAGCACUUCAGGACUAAUGGAGAGUUUGACCACCUCGAUUUGGACUAUGAACGAAACCUGUCCUUCACCUGUGCGGAGACCCACACCUUCCCAGUCUUUUUCAACGCCACCAGUUUCCUGCAGUUGCCUGGUCGAGCCAAUCAUAACACGGUAUCCGUGGGCUUCCAGUUUCGUACGUGGAACCCUCAUGGCCUCCUCCUAUUCAGCAAUCUUGAUGAUGGCACUCUGGAGAUCUCGCUUGAGGACGGCAAGGUUGCGGUUCACAUCAAUGUGACGAAAGCGGCCAAAAGCUACCGAGUAGAUUUAUCAUCAGGCUCGGGCCUCAAUGAUGGCCAGUGGCAUGCAAUACGUUUGGUUGCCAAGGAGAACUUUGCCAUGUUGACGAUAGACGGCGAGGAGGUGUCUGCUGUGCGCUCCGUCUCACCUCUCAGCAUCACCACGGGAGGAACCUAUCACCUCGGAGGUUAUUUUCUGCAAACACUGUUUCCACCAACCCAGCGUUCGUUUCAAGGCUGCAUGCAAGCAGUCUUAGUUGAUGACCAACCUGCUGAUCUACAUGCUGUGGAGAAAGGCACUAUGGGAGCUUUUGAGAAUGUCAGCCUGGACAUGUGUGCAAUCAUAGACAGAUGUAUGCCCAAUCAUUGUGAACAUGGUGGUCGGUGUAAACAGACCUGGGACAGCUUCAGCUGUACUUGUGAUGGAACUGGAUACACUGGAGCAACAUGUCAUACUUCGAUCUAUGAGCCUUCGUGUGAGGCCUACAAGCAUUUGGGCAAGUCCUCCGAUGCCUACUGGAUCGACCCCGAUGGCAGCGGACCUCUUGGCCCCUUCAAAGUUAACUGCAACAUGACAGAGGACAAAGUAUGGACCACAGUGAUGAACAACCUGCCUCCCAAAACCAUAGUCACAGGCUCCAGCAGAAACAGACGGACCGUGUUACAGGUCAACUACAGUGCCUCAAUGGACCAGGUGACAGCCAUCACCACCAGUGCAGAAUACUGUGAGCAGCAAAUCGCCUACAGCUGUCGCAUGUCCAGACUCCUCAACACUCCAGAUGGGACACCCUACACGUGGUGGGUUGGCAGAGGGAACGAGAAACACUUCUACUGGGGUGGAUCGGGGCCUGGCAUCCAGAAAUGUGCCUGUGGCAUCGACAGGAACUGCACCGACCCCAAGUACGACUGCAACUGUGAUGCUGAUGUCAAACAAUGGAGAGAAGAUUCUGGUCUCCUGGUCUAUCAAGAACACCUGCCAGUCAGCCAGGUCGUGGUGGGCGACACCAACAGGUCAGGCUCUGAGGCCAAGCUAACUGUUGGACCACUUCGUUGUCAAGGAGACAAUAACUACUGGAAUGCAGCAUCGUUCACGACUCCAUCAUCCUACCUGCACUUUGCCACCUUUCAUGGUGAGACCAGCGCUGACAUCUCCUUCUAUUUCAAGACAAGCGCGGCCUAUGGCGUCUUUCUGGAAAAUUUGGGCAACACUGACUUCAUUCGCUUGGAGCUCAAAUCUCCUAAGGUGGUCUCCUUCUCCUUCGAUGUCGGAAAUGGACCAGUGGAGCUGAUUGUGCAUUCAGCUACAUCUCUCAACGACGACCAGUGGCACCGUGUAAUGGCCGAGCGUAACGUGAAAGAGGCUGUCCUUCAGCUGGACCAGACGUACAGGACGUCCAGACUUGCUCCCGCGCAGGGACACACACGGCUCGAGCUGUUCAGCCAGCUCUACGUGGGUGCUGCAGGGGGACAGCGGGGGUUCCUGGGAUGUAUCAGAGCCUUACGAAUGAAUGGCAUCACUCUCGAUCUGGAAGAGAGGGCGAAGGUCACACCUGGGGUCAAGCCCGGUUGCCAAGGCCACUGUAACAGUUUUGGGAUGUACUGCCGGAAUGGGGGAAAGUGUGUGGAGAGGUAUAACGGCUACCUGUGUGACUGCACCGCCACCGCCUACAAUGGUCCGUUCUGCACCAGAGAUGUUGGAGGUUUCUUUGAGGCAGGGACGCUGGUAAAGUACAACUUCCUGCCUGAAGCCAUUGCGGGAGCCAGUAAAGACACCAAGGUGUUGACGCACCAGCUCACACCACAUGAGGUGAAUCUAACAAAGGAGGAGGUGGCCUUUAGUUUCAGCACAUCCAGUGCUCCAGCUGUUCUGAUGUACGUGAGCUCCAAGACGCAGGACUAUCUUGCCGUGGUGUUAAGACAGAAUGGUUCGCUGCAGGUGCGAUAUAACCUGGGUGGUCUGAGGGAGCCGUUCACCAUAGAUGUGGACCAGCGUAACUUGGCCAAUGGACAGCCACAUAGUAUUAACAUGUCCCGUCACGACAGGAGAAUCACCAUCCAGCUGGAUCAUUAUCCUGCAGUCAGCUACAACCUCCCUGAAGACUCAGACACACAGUUUAACCUGGUCAAGACGCUGUUCUUGGGAAAGGUUUAUGAAACUGGACACAUAGACCCAGUCAUCAUCGAGCGUUACAACACCCCAGGUUUCAUUGGCUGCCUGUCGCGGGUGGAGUUCAACGGAAUUGCCCCACUCAAGUCUGCACUCAGAACAGCCGUAAAGUCUCAGGCAACGCCAACAGAAAAGCAGCCUGCAGCUGCGUCACCUGCAUCUUACCAGGGUAAACUGGUGGAGUCCAACUGCGGGGCAUCACCUCUCACUAUCCCACCAAUGUCUGCUGCAACAGAUCCCUGGCAUCUGGACAAAACAGAUGCAGUGUUCCCCUUUAAUGAGGAGAGAGUGAUUCCCGAUGGAGUCAACAGGGACUCUGCCAUCAUUGGAGGUAUUAUUGCAGUGGUGAUCUUCACCAUCUUAUGCACUCUGGUGUUCCUGAUCCGCUACAUGUUCCGUCACAAAGGCACUUACCACACCAACGAGGCAAAGGGCAGCGGGGAGUCGGCCGCGGAAUCAGCGGAUACGGCCAUCAUCGGCACCGACAACCCAGAAACCAUUGACGAAUCAAAGAAGGAAUGGUUCAUCUAACAGCCAAUCAGAAAGAACUCUGAGAGAGGGAAAGCAAUGUUUUAGAUCAUCCGAUGCCACAGAGAUAGAGGUGGUUUAAGUCAAGGCCAAUCACAGAAUGGACAGAGGAUUGGCCAUUCAAAAGGACAAUAAUCUCCCAGGGAAGGUUGGGGCAACGGGGAAGACUGUACAGAAAUCCUUUUGUUUUGUUCUGUUUUUUUAUAUAUCCAGAGUAUUAGAAAGAGAAGGAAGGGACACUUAUCCAACUGAGCACAGCUGUAAGAGACUGUACAUGUAUAUACUAACCGGCUUGUCCUUCUUUGUAUCGUGCUUGGGAGUUUUCAGGAGUCCUUUGAAUACUGUAUAUGACAAAUAAUUAUACUUACUGGGUCGUGUGAUAGCAAAGGUUUAUUGCCAGUCCCUGUUGCGUUUUGAUUUUAUAUUUUAACAAAACUCUUAUAUCAAAAAUGAUCAAA